Poecile atricapillus (Black-capped chickadee) is the source of this 6924-nucleotide messenger RNA. RefSeq names its product collagen alpha-1(VII) chain-like. The coding region runs from base 1 to 6924 and encodes 2307 amino acids. Gene Ontology annotation, molecular function: protein binding; serine-type endopeptidase inhibitor activity. Lineage: Eukaryota; Metazoa; Chordata; Aves; Passeriformes; Paridae. The record is from RefSeq and is a predicted model, not a curated record. The transcript has 81 exons.
AUGUUGUGUGUCCCCAUCCUUGUCCUGGCGGUGGCCACGGGGCCGUUCCGAGCUGGGGCUGUUCAUGAAGCCUGCAGGACAGCAGAGGUGGCCAAUGUUCUGUUCCUGGUGGGGCAGACGGACGGUGCAGGGAAGGAGAGCUCCCGGCUGCUCCAGGAUUUCAUCGGGAGCGUGGCCAGAUCCUUCGAGAACAUGGAGACGGGAAGAGGAGGCAUCCGGCUGGGCCUGGCUCUGUAUGGGGAGACACCAAGGAUGAGAGUUGAGCUCACGGACUACGCAACCAUCAAAGGAAUGCUGGAUGCAGUUCAGGAUCUCUCCUUCAAAGGCAGCAGCCUCCAAACAGGCUCAGCCCUGGCUUUUGCAGCUCAGGCCUUGUCCCACCAGGACACCCUGAAAGAGGAGGCAGCAAAGGUGGUGAUUCUGAUCACGGAUGGGAAAUCCAGUGAUUCCGUGGAAGAGGGAGCCCGGAUCCUGCAGGAUCAGGGGGUGACAGUGUUUGCUGUGGGGAUUAAGGAUGCUGACAAGAACCAGUUGGGCAGGAUUGCUUCAGAUCCCGCUGCGGAGCACGUGCUUUACGUGGAGGAUUUCCAUCUGCUCCCAAAUGUGGCUCCCAAACUGUCUCGGAGGCUCUGCUUCACCGCCUCGGAGCCACCACGUCCUGUCAAGCAGAGGGUGCAAGAUGAGCAGAUCCUGGGCCCUCGGGAUCUGCGUGUCAGCGAGCACAGCCACAGCUCCCUGAGGCUUUCAUGGGUGGCAGCCACGGGCAGGGUGACAGGGUACCGUGUCCAUGUCCACCCCUCGCUGCCACCGGGGCAGCCGGAGCCAGAGCACCAGCGGCAGAUGGAGGUGGAUGGGGACACAACCACGCUGCUGGUGACAGAUCUGAAGCCCAGCACCAAAUACGUGCUGACGGUGAGGGCCAGCUAUGGAGGGGCCCUCGGGGAGCCGGCAGCCAUCAAAGGGAAAACAACUCCUGUGCCUCCAGUCACCAAUUUCCGGGUGAUAGAAGAAGGACUUUUCAGCCUGAAGGUGGCUUGGACACCUCCCCUGGGAAAACUGGAGGGCUACAAGAUCUACAUCCCCAGGGCCAACAAGCCUGGGAUGACCCUUGAGCAGAUCCUGCGGGGCGAUGUCUCUUCCCACCUGCUGGAAAACUUGCAGGAGGACAGGGAAUACAGCAUCAGCAUCUACGCCGUGUAUCCUGAGGGCCCGAGCCAGCCCGUGGCUGCUCUGGGGAGGACACUGAAGCUCCUGCCUGUGGAAAACCUCUUGCUGCAGAAUGAGACCACGGACACGCUCCAGGCCCGGUGGAGCCCUGUCCGGGGAGCAACGGGAUACAGGCUCACCUGGACAUCAGCAGAGGGCAGCAUCCAGGACGUGACCCUCGGCAGCUCCUACAGCUACUACAUGAUCCAGGGGCUGGAGCCGGGCACGGAGCACACAGUGACCAUCAACCCCGUCUUUGGGGACAUCGAGGGACCGGUGGUGACUGGCAAAGCCACCACGGUGGCAUCCAGCACUGUCCAAAUGCUGAAAGUGAGUGAGAUCUCCAUCAACAGCCUCCUGGUAUCCUGGGAUUCGGUCGCGGGAGCCACCGGGUACAGGGUGGCCUGGGGUCCGACACCAGAAUUCUUUGGCAAGGACCGUCCCCGUCACCUGGCCCUCAGCAAGUCGGUGACGUCCCACCAGCUCCGCAGCCUGGCCCCUGACACCGAGUAUGUGAUUUCUCUGUCCGUGCUCUUCGGCUCCGGGGAGGGCCCCGGGAUCACCACCUCGGCCAGGACGGCUCCUCUGGGAUCUGUCUCCAACUUCAAGGUGAUGUCCCACACCAGCACCAGCCUGUCCUUGGCCUGGAGCGCCACAGCCGCUGCCACCAAAUUCAAACUCACCUGGAGCCCCAUGGGAGCAGGCAAAGGAAAACAGGUUGCCAGGACUCGCUACCUGGGCAGCAGAGUGUUGGCUCAUCGGAUUGAGCACCUGGUGCCCAACACCCUGUACAGGGUCGGUGUCCGGGCUGUGUUCAGCAGGACCGAGGGGCCGGAGGUGGUCCUGACUCACCACACAGCUCCUUCUGGAGAUUCCAACCCCACCCUGACCAUCCAGGACCUGAGGGUUACUGACACCGGUGUAAACACUUUGAAGCUGGCUUGGAAAAAGCUUCCUGGGAUAAGUCACUACAAGGUAUCCUGGGAGCCAUCCAAUGGCAACUCGGAAUCCUCCCAGCUGGUCCCAGCGGAUGCCGCUUCCUUUGCCAUUCCCAAACUGAAGGACAACACCAGCUACACCAUCUCCGUGUCUGCGGUGGGAAAGGGACGGGAGGGAAAGCCCGCGGUGCUCACAGCCAGAACCUUGGAUUUUCCCAAAGUGACGGAAUUCACAGUGCAGGAGGCCACGGAUUCCAGCGUUUUGUUGUCCUGGGAUGCUGUUCCUGGAGCAUCCCUGUAUUUACUGACGUGGGGAUUGUCCUCAGCUCCCUCUCUUUCCCAGGAAUUGUUACCAGCAGCUUCCAGAUCGUUUCGAGUGACGGGGCUGCGCUCCAAGGAAAUGUAUUUGUUUUCCAUAAAACCAAUGUUUGGAGACUCGGAGGGACCGGAGACAACGCUCCUGGGACAAACGGCAGGAGCUCCCGGGGAGUCACCGACCACUCCAGUGGUUCCUGCACCGUUGGAUACGGGGAAAUCUCCAUCGGGAUCUCCCGGCAGUGUGGGGACCACUCCUCUCCCAGUGCCCACCAGUACAAAGCUCCCAGAGCCCCCAGUAUGGACCAGCACGGUGUCGGCACCGCUGACAACCCUGCCUGGGCUGCUUUGUGGGAAGCUCAAAGCAGACGUUGGAUUCCUGGUGGAUGAAUCGUCCAGCAUAGGCCAGAGCAACUUCAAUAAAGUGAAGGAUUUCCUCUUCCGGAUUGUUUCCUAUUUCCCCAAGAUUGGACCUGAAGGGACACAGGUUGCUGUUGCUCAGUACAACGAGGAGCCCAGGGCAGCUUUUCACUUCAACCAACACCGCGACCGCAACGGAGCCCUCGGAGCCAUCAAAGGGCUGAGCUACACCGGAGGCAACACCAAAACAGGCCGUGCCAUAUCCUACAUGUUAAAGGAAUUAUUCCAGCCCUCCAGAGGGAUGAGACCUGGCUUUCCUCACAUCCUGGUGCUUGUGACCGAUGGACAAUCCCAGGACGACGUGCUGCCCCCAGCCAGAGCAGCCCAUGCUUUGGGGCUCCGUGUCAUUGCUGUGGGGGUGUCAGGAGCUGACCCCAUGGAGCUCCACAGGAUUUUGCUGCAGCAGAACCCCCAGAAUGUUUUCUACGUCAGCACCUUCGAUGACUUCCCCCAAAUCCUCCAAGAGCUGAUAGAUGCCAUUUGUUCUGAUCCUCAGCUUCCAGGAACCCAAAUCCCACCGGGAAAGAGCUCCAGGGACUCAGCAGCUCACAGGGGUUAUGAGCCCCACAGCUUCACUACGAAGGGAGAGAAAGGGGAGCGGGGUCUCCCUGGGAAAGACGGCAUUCCUGGGCUGCCGGGCAGGCCGGGCCGGCCAGGUCCUCCAGGUCCCCCUGGAAUCAUGGGGCUCCCUGGCAGCCAAGGUGACAUUGGAUCUCCAGGCUAUCCAGGACCAGCAGGGCCAAAAGGAGACAGAGGAGAGCCAGGCUAUGUCCUGGGAGGAGUGGAGGUGAUUCCUGGUCGGAAUGGGCAGCCUGGCCCCGCUGGACAGAAGGGGCAGCCAGGAGUUCCUGGGGUUCCAGGACCACCAGGUUCUCCAGGGCCACCAGGAAUCUCCAUCAAGGGUGAACCAGGGAAUUCAGGAAUUAGGGGUCCCCGUGGGAGGAGUGGCCUCAAAGGAGACAGAGGAGACACGGGAGAGCCGGGAAAUCCUGGUUUGCCAGGCCCUGUGGGGCUCCAUGGGGCUCCUGGACUGCCUGGACCACGGGGAGAAAAGGGAAUGGCGGGAAUUGGCAUUCCUGGCACUGCUGGCAUGAAGGGGGAGGAAGGAGAGCAGGGAACAAUGGGACCUCCAGGAGCACCGGGACCAAAGGGAAUUCCAGGACCUCCAGGGCAGAAGGGAGACCAAGUUUUGGGACCUCCAGGCAAGAAAGGUGUCAAGGGAGAUCCCGGACCAGCUGGACCGCGAGGAGACAAAGGAGUCCCGGGAGAAAAAGGGGAGAAGGGAAGUCCGGGAUUUGGAAUUCCUGGCCAGCCUGGGCUGAAGGGGGACAUCGGUGACAGGGGAAAUGUGGGAUUGUCUGGGAAGCCAGGCCAGAAGGGGGAGAGAGGUGAACCAGGAUUCCCUGGCAAACCAGGAGAGGCUGGGCUGAGAGGAAAAGAUGGAGAACCAGGGAGGAAAGGCUCCUCUGGGACCGAGGGAGAAGCUGGAGUCCCUGGAGAGCCAGGAGUGAGAGGAAUCAGGGGUCCUCCUGGACUUCCAGGACGACCUGGAGAGCAGGGAAUGAAAGGAGAUCCGGGAGAACCUGGAAAGGAUGGAGAUCCUGGGAAGGACGGCCUGAGAGGUGAAAGAGGACCCCCAGGUCCAAAGGGAGAACCAGGCCCGCCAGGAAAAGGAGUGGAAAUGAAGGACCUGGAGAAGCUUUUUGAGGCGUACGGGAUCAAGCUGGCGCUGCUGAGGGACCUCUCCAACGCGAUCCUGCGGGAUGGGCUGGAUGAGCUCCUGUGGCACCGGGGUGGCUCCAGGACGAGCAAAACUUCCAGGGAAAACCAGGCAGCCGUGCCUGUCACCGAUCCGCUGGUGUCCGACACUUCCCACCGUGUCCCGGCCGGCACCGAGGUGACAGGAGAAGGACAGAGCCUGGAGCUGGAGGCUCUGGAGGUGCCGCUGUCCGGAGGAUUCCCUGAGGGCUUGGAUGUGCCCCCACCACAUCCAGGAGAUCUGCAGGAAAACCAUUCCCUGGAUUUCCUCCAGCCCUUGGAGGAGAGGCUGGAAGGAGAAUCCCAGCAGGACACCAGCCAGAGCCAUCCCUGUGAUCCAGGAGGAAGCAGUGCCCCUUCCCUGGAGGCUCCAUCACCAGCUCAUCCCCCCGGUGCUCCGGGAGCUCGGAAAUUCCCCUCGGGAUCCACGGCAUAUCCAGGCCCUCAUCAUCCAAGGAGAAUUAAGAUGGGAGCUCCUGGAGCCCGUGGAGACAAAGGAGAAAAGGGACAGCCUGGGGACGUGGGGGAGCCUGGAGAGAAGGGCACCAAAGGAGACCGAGGGGACGAAGGCCAAAAGGGAGAGCCAGGAAUUGGGUUCAGAGGUCCGGUUGGCCAGGCUGGGCCACCUGGAUUUAAGGGCGAGCCAGGGGCCCCGGGACCUCCAGGAGCUCAGGGCAUCCAAGGAAUUCGCGGCAACGCCGGCACUCCCGGAUCCCAGGGGGACAGAGGGGCUCCCGGUGUGCCUGGAAUUCCAGGACAGAAGGGGGAACGUGGGAGGAGAGGCCGGAGUGGAUUUCCAGGGCCCGUGGGGCCAUCGGGAUCCCCAGGAAAAGAGGGAAUUCCUGGGACCCCUGGAGCCAAAGGCAACAAGGGAGAAGCCGGCGUUGGAGCUGCUGGCCCGAGAGGUCCCCGUGGAUUCCCUGGCCCUCGGGGCGACGAGGGCAUCGUGGGAAUGCGGGGUCCUCCUGGAAUGAUGGGUCCAAAAGGCUUCCCGGGCGUGAAGGGCCAAAGAGGUGAUCGGGGACUUCUGGGACCAAAGGGAGAACGAGGUGAGUCCAUAACUAUUUUUGGACCCCAGGGCUACAAAGGCACCAAAGGAGAUCCCGGUGAGCAGGGACUGCCGGGUUUUGAUGGAGACAAAGGCGAGAAGGGAGAGGACGGACCCGUAGGAGAAAAGGGAAUCAAAGGAGAAGCUGGAGCCAAGGGAAUGAUGGGACUUUUUGGGAGCAGAGGACCCGUGGGACAGAAGGGGGAACCAGGAGAACCGAGCUCACCGGGAUCUUCCGGUGCAGCAGGAGUGGAUGGGAAGAACGGGAUCAAGGGAGCCAAAGGUGACAGAGGCCUUCAGGGACAGAAGGGGAAGCCGGGAGGGAAAGGUGACCCUGGGACCACCGGUGACACCGGGCAGAAAGGGACAAAGGGCUUGCGAGGGCUUCCAGGCCGGAUCGGCGCUCCCGGAGCCAAAGGUGCCAAGGGAGAAAUUGGCAGUCCUGGAAAACCAGGAAUUCCAGGAUCGAAUGGACAACGUGGACCAAAGGGCGAACCAGGAGCGUCAGGGAACGACGGCACCUCGGGAAUUCCUGGGGAGAAAGGAGAAAAGGGAGCCAAGGGAGUUCCUGGACUGGGAGGAUUCAAAGGACAAACGGGAUGGCCUGGGAAGCCUGGAGGGGCCGGAGCAGCUGGACCUCGAGGGCCGCAGGGCGAGCCAGGCCCACAGGGCCCACCAGGGAAAAGAGGGAGAUCCCAGCUCUGCCUGCAGGGGCCCCCGGGCGUGGAUGGGCCGAAAGGAGAAGUGGGGGAAAAUGGUCCGGCCGGGCAGAAAGGAGCCAAGGGAGAUCCGGGCCUUUCCGAGGAAGAGGUGAAGGAAGUGCUGAGGAGCGAAAUGAGAGGGAUUUGUGGUUGUGGAGGUGAGUUGGGAAGGAUGUCCAUGGAAAAGGGUCUGGACGCAGCUGAAGUCCACAGGCAGCUCCAAGGGUAUUCCCAGCCUCGGGAAUACGCCGGCAAUGGUGGAAAUUGGGAAGAAAAGCUCGGCACAACUCCCGGCAAGACCACGUUGGAGACUCCGGUGAAGCCCUUCAUGGAGCCACCUCCACUCCUUGCAGCCCCGUGCCUGCAGCCCAUGGAUGAGGGCUCCUGCCACCGCCAUUCCCUGCUCUGGUAUUUCCACGGCCCCACAAACUCCUGCCGGCCCUUCCUCUUCGGGGGCUGCCGAGGGAACAGCAACCGCUUCCCAUCCCGGCGGGAAUGCGAGCGGCGCUGCCGGAGCUACGCAGGCAGAGGGAAAUGA